UUGCCCGCUUACUUGCUCCGGUGGUCGCACGCCCAAUGCAUUUGGAAUUGGAGCAAAACCAACUGUCAUGUCCUUUCAACUCAUCCUUUCUGCACUUUCCCUUAUCUUAUUGGUGUGUUGCGGUUUAAGGACCUGCGGCUAACAGAUGGGCAUUCAGACUCGCAAACGAUGCACAUUAGCGACAAGUAGCGACAAAAAAAAAAGAAAUAGAAGACCGUAGACUAUUAGCUUGGCAGACUCGUCUUCCUUUUUAUUGUGCCGAAUGCCUCGGGGGACACAUUGCACGCGUAUGCAAACACCUUUUGCUGCUCUGUCCCUGGCUUGGCGCAACUCGGUGCUGGCCUUGACUGCACAAAUACGGAUGAGCAAUAGAAAUACGGCAAAAAAUACAUCAGCUUUAAUAUUUACUAUUGUCGUUGUCUGACCGGAUAGGGGAGGAAAGGAUCAUUGCUUGACAACAAGCUCUGACAAAUGGGCCUUUGCUGACUUUGAGUGGAAAAGGGGAUACUUUCGUCCACUUCCAGGAUUUUUUCAAACCCUACAGUAAACAAAUAUUCGGAGCUCAGACCAAAAAUAAUGUUCCUGUGGGAACCAAUCACACAUUGACCGCAGACAUCCAAUGAAAAUAUGCAAGGAAAACAUGGCACGUGAUGUGGUUUGCUGAAAUGCUGUGAACAAAUAAAAAAAAAAAAAAAAAAAAAGAAGAAAAAAAGAAGAAGAAAAGUUCUUGGAGAAGCAACAACCUGUUGCGGUCACAGCAGGUGGCUUCACGAUGGUCGUGCGUGUAGAUCUGAGCACAAAUAUUUGUGUUUUCCAAAGUUAGAGGCCAGAAUUUACAGAACUACAAACUACUGGAAACAACACAUUACACAACAUCAUGACCUCAUGUUUUCCUUAAACUGUUGACUUCUAUCACCCAAAUCGUAUUACUUACGCUCCAAAGCCCCUUUUUCAUUUGUUUUUGUGUUAACAAUUCCGAGGCGGACUGGCUGGUAUGUUUCAGGUCAUCGUCCUGCCGCGUAAUCUCAGAGCGCUCGAUCUUGAGGGCCCAAACGGAGAGCAGACGCACGGACCGGGACGGGGCUCGGUCAGACGCGUACUUGUGUCCCCUCUCGCUGAUGAUCGGUGAGGUCUGCUCUGGCACUUUGCGUCAGCUUGCAAUUGGAAUAGCCGGAUAGCCGGACGUGCACCUGCGGGAUUUUCUGGUCCACAGAAGUAAUCCAGGUCCUGAAAUACCUAAGCACCCCAAACCAUCACAGUGCCAGCGGUCUGACUGUUGGCAUGAUGUUCUUUUUUUUUUUUUAAUCAAAUGCUAUUAUUUUUACGGCAGCACGGUGGCCGACUAGUUAGCGCAUCGGCCUCAGAGUUCCGGAAAUCUGGCCUCGCGUUUGUGGAGUCGGCAUGUUCUCCGCGUACUCCGCUUUCCUCCCACAUCCCCAAAACAUGCAUGGUAGCUUAAUUGAAGACUCUAAAUUGCCCAUAGGUCUGAAUGUGAGUGUGAAUGGUUGUUUGUCUCUAUGUGUGCCCUGCGAUUGGCCGGCCGGCGACCAGUUCAGGGUGCACCCUGGCUUUCUGGGUUCUUUGGUGAGCUUCUUAAUAAGUCAUCAUUGCACUCUUGGAGUCAAUUUAGUUGGCUGAGCACUCCCGGGAAGGUUGACCAUUCACCACGGUUUCCCGUUCUCUCCAUUUAUGGAUCAUGGCUGGAGACCGUGGCUCGCUGGAGUCCCAAAGCCUUGGAAAUGGCUUUGUCACCUUUUCGCGACUGGCGUGUACGACAACUGUUCCCAUUCACUGAGUGAGAAGGGCUGGUCAGUCGGCAUUCGCACAAUGGACUCUGCAGGCACCAAGGACGCACGGUUCUACUUCACGCUUCGCACAGACCGAGCCUUGAAAUCGACCACUAUCCUUAACCACCAGCGGUACAGAGCCAAUACCUGGACUCACCUGAUUGUGACUUACAAUAGCCACAACAUGACCCUGUAUGUUGAUGGUGCCAAGGUGGGAGAAAGCAAUCUCCAGUCGGGAAAUCUCUACAGCCCCUUCAUGAAGACCUGUAGAACUUUCAUCCUGGGCAGUAACCAAAAAGCGCAGGGACAGGGCUUUCGAGGCCAUAUAGGAGGUGUCAUCUUGUGGGACCACGCCCUCUCUCAUGAGGACCUGCAGAUGCGAGCGCUACAGAAGACGGAGCCCCUUCUGGCUAUGUGGGCUGACUUUAAAAAUGUGGAACAGAUAUGGACUCCUUACAAAAUGGGAUUUCAUCCAGCUGUCAUCUCCACUCCUGUCCCUGAUUUAGAACUGGUCUCCUCCUUCUUGCCAACACCCUGUGGUCUUACACCCUGUGACAACACUGACGUAAUUUCUGGCUACAACAAUUACUGGCCGCUCCGUGCACCCAAACGAGUCCGCUACAGGAUUGUCAACCUUUCCAAUGACGAUAGCGGAAACCCCACUGUGUCUCAAGCCCAGAUUCUCCACCAACACCAGGCUCUGAGUGAUGCCUUUCGCCCUUACAAUAUCACCCUAGAGUUGACCGUAUACACGGUCAGAAACACGAGCCUCCGGCAGCGUUUUAUUCUUAGCAACUGUCGAAUUGGGAAAAUUGGGAAUCGCCAUUGUGAUCCCGAGUGUGACCACCCAAAGACAGGCCAUGAUGGAGGGGACUGCCUCAGGCUUGGGCCCUGCUACACCUGGAAGAGACAGGAUGGAGUUUGUAACAUGGAAUGUAACAGCAUACACUACGACUAUGAUGAUGGAGACUGCUGUGACCCAGAAGUGACAGAUGUUCUCAAGACGUGUUUUGAUCCCGAGUCACCUGACAGGGCAUAUAUGAGUGUUAAAGAACUUAAAGAGGAGCUUCACCUGAGUGGCAAAGAUACCCUUAAUGUUUUCUUUGCCAGCAAUUCUGUACGAGAAGCGCUGGCAGGAGCUGCGACCUGGCCAUGGGCAAAGGAAGCGCUUACUCAUCAAGGUGGAAUGGUGCUAAACCCAUCCUACUUCGGCACAAGCGGACACCACAAUACGAUGAUCCAUGAAAUGGGCCACAUAUUUGGACUGUACCAUGUCUUCAAGGGGGUGAGCGAACGAGACUCCUGCGAUGACCCGUGUCAGGAAACCACCCCAUCCAUGGAAACAGGAGAUCUGUGUGCCGACACCGCACCAACGCCCAAAUCCAAAGCCUGCCGUGAUCCUGGAGCUGUUAAUGAUACAUGUGGCGUCACCAUGUAUCAGGACACCCCUUAUAACAAUUACAUGAGUUACACAGAUGACAACUGCACCAAUCAUUUUACUCCCAACCAAGUAGCCAGGAUGCACUGUUAUCUUGACUUGGUCUAUCAGAACUGGUUGAUGGAACGUUUACCUGGUGCCAUCCCUGUGCCAGCAAUGGUGACUGACCAGAGUCCAGAUUCUGUCUCUAUUUAUUGGCUAGCGCCAUUAACGGGGCCACUCUAUCAAAGCUCCUCCUCCCACUUGUCUGCUGUCAACUGUGGGGAAUGUGAGAAAGAUGGUGUUUUCCACCAGUAUGCCUAUGAGGCGGCCUCAUCUCGCAUCUGUGACACGUCUGGCUACUGGGCACCUGACGAGGCGAUUGGCCCACCUGAUGUUGAGCAGCCAUGUGAGCCUAGUCUCCAAGCGUGGAGUCCUGACCUCAACCUUUAUGAUACUAAUGUGACAUCACCUUGUCCUGAGACGGAGGGCUGUACCCUCACACUGAAAUUUCUCCACCCCAUUGUCCCACACACUCUUACCCUCUGGAUAACAUACAUUUCAACUAAUAAUCCUGCCAUUGCUGACAUAGAGCUGAUAAUAGACACAGGUAAAACCUUGAACCUUGGACCACAGCACGUCUUCUGUGACAUGCCCUUCACCCUGCGCCUCGAUACCAACAAUGUUGCCAUCAGUGCCAUAAAGCUCUGCACCUUUGAUGAGAAGAUGGAGAUUGAUGCUGCAAUGUUGUCUUCUGGCCCCGGUAGUCCUCUCUGCUCUGACUGUCGCCCUUUGCUGUAUCGGAUUCACCGGCGGCCACCUUUCACCACCAAAUUGCCAUCACCUCAGACCCAGCAGACGUUCACGGACAGGACUGUAAAAACGGGAGAAAGCUAUGAGUACAUGAUCCAGGUGGAGAUUGGUGGUCUUCUCAGCAAUAUCUCCCCAUCCCUUUUUUACACUCACGGGCAGCCCUACUGCGGAGACGGUGUCAUUCGUGGGACAGAAGAAUGUGACAAUGGCAAUUUGUUGGAUGGUGAUGGCUGCUCCAAGAAAUGUCACAAGGAGAAGGGCUUCAACUGCAUUGGUGAACCCAGCCAAUGUUAUGUUUUUGAUGGGGACGGCGUGUGCGAAGAUUUUGAACGGGUUUCCAGUGUUCAGGACUGUGGUUAUUUUACACCUUUGGGUUACACAGACCAGUGGGCAUCUACUGCUACAGCUUCGCAUCAGGACCCUGACCACUGUCCCGCCCAUGCUGCCACUGGUGAACCAUCAUUUCAAAAACUUUGUAGGUACCAGUACAUGGAUGUGAGUGAAAAACUGCCCACUGAUGCAUGGUUCCCUUGCACAGCUCAUUCUGACAAAAGUAAUGAUGUAGAACAUCCUUUUUGGCUAAAGGUAGGAUUUGUCCAUUCCGGCGUGGCAGCCUCUGUCUUGGUGUAUCUGGCUUCAGAUGGGUCAUGGAGCGGGGACCACUGUCAGAGGACUGCUACUAUCCUGCUUUGUGAUACUAUUGGAAAGAAUCAUUCAUUAGGCACCCAUAACCUCUCAUGCCAUCGGAACCCGUUGGUGGUUAACGUGACCCAUGACCUCUCUCGGCCUUUCUUCCUCACCUCAUCUGUUAUCCUCCUCUUCUCCUCCUCAUCUGUGGCAAUCGGGGGCAUAGCCCUGAGGACAUCCUGCCACUUCAGCACCUUCGCCGUGACCGGCUGUUUGAGGCAAACAUGUCAGAUGGACAGCUGCAGCCUCCCCCAGAUUGAGCACGCCUCUGUCAGGUGUGUAGGAGGUGGGCAGUCGUCUCACUGCUCUGUUCAGUGUCACUCUGGUUUCAGUCUCACUCCACUUAACGGAAGGGAAAUCCCACCACACCAGAGGCAGACGGAGAUCGAGUGUUUUCAUGGCUUAUGGAAUCGUGCAGUUACUUGUCAGCCUGUAGACUGUGGCCUGCCAGAUCAGUCUCAUGUCUACCAUGCCAUAUUCAGUUGUCCCUUGGGAACAACCUAUGGAAAACAAUGCUCCUUUACUUGUGGAUCACCGGCCAUUCUUCAAGGUGACAGUGACAGGUUGGUAUGUUUGGAGGAUGGUCUGUGGUCUUUUCCAGAGGCCUACUGUAAGAUCGAGUGCCUGGAGGUUCCAAACAUACCCAACGCUAAGCUGCUAACGACAGAGUGCCUGUCCUCAAGCCAUGAUGUUGGCUCCACCUGCCGUUUCAAAUGCAACCCAGGCUUCUUUGUAUUGGGGAGUCUGAAAAAGAAGACACCGAGGAAAUACUUCAAAUCUGAGUGCCUACAGGCAGGGCAGUGGGAGGAUGCCUCAUGUGAGCCCGUAGCUUGCCCAGCCUUACCUGAUGUUUUCCAGGGCAUGUAUAGUUGCACCAAUGGCCUUUACUAUGAGACGCUCUGUACCCUGCAGUGUCCAGAUGCAAAAGAAAAUAGUGUGAUUCGCUGCACAAAGGAUGGUGAAUGGACAGCACAGUUUACCAUGUGCUCCAAGCUCCAAGGAUCCUGCUCUUCUCCCACUGAUCAGAACUCUGUAGUGUAUAGCUGUGUCGAGGGCAUGGAUAUUGGUGCUGUUUGUUACCCUACAUGUGUCUUGACUCCAGACAUGGAUCUUCAUGACCCAGUGGUUCUGGCCAAUGGCUCCACAGUUGGCUCUUUAAAACACUGGAUGCUUCCCAUCAAAGUUCAGAUGGUUGUCUGCACAGGGAUGAUAAAGUGGUACCCGGCCCCUGAAAACAUUCAUUGCAUUCAGGCUUGUGAGCCUUUCGGUGGGGAUGGCUGGUGUGACACCGUCAACAAUCGAGCCUAUUGCCAGUAUGACGGAGGAGAUUGCUGCCCUUCUACACUAUCGUCAAGAAAGGUCAUUCAGUUUGGGGCAGACUGCAAUCAGGAUGAGUGCUCUUGCCGCGAUCCGGAUGCCAAGGAGAAUAAGAGCAAAGCCGAGGCCCCGCAGGGGGGAGGAGGAAUCCCUUAAGAUAGAGGAGUGAAAGAAAGUGGUGUAACAUAAGUUCAACUGUAGAUACUAUACACAAUAGAUAAACAUAUUACCUUAUCAUGCGGACAAAGGUUUGGAAGGCAAAUACAUUGUUUUGAACAAGGUUAUAGUGGUAAUUCAAACUGCCAUUGCCAAAUAGCGCAUUGGGAAAUAAAAAAAUAUAUGAAUCAAAUAGAGCAUUUCAAUGUGUAAUGAGUUUAAUGGGUACGAGGAAUUGGUGGUGAAGUUAUCCGCAUGAUAUAUGUAUGAGGUUUGCUGCUGCUAUUAUGUGUCAUCUAAUUAUCAGAAAUGAUCACAAUGGUUUUAGCUCAACCCAGGACAUAUUUCCAUUACAUUUAGACAUCUCAAUGGCUCUGUUAAGACUAAUGUGCAUUGACUAAAACAGUACAUGUCUCAACUACAUAUCUACGAGCUGACAUGUUCACAUUUAAAAGAAACAAUGGGCGUAUAUAAUCGUAGUAAUAUAAUACAUAUUUUACAUUUCCAUGGAACUAAUGCUUCUGUUAUUGUGCAGACGUGACUGUAAAGUCCAGCCUCAAACAAACGCUGACUACAGUGUAAACACAACCGUGUAAAAAUAACUGCUCUGAAAUAUUGCGGAUUUCCUUCGUGACAGUUGAAGCUGAAAAAUGAAACCUACAUAUCAAUUGGAGCAAAACACCCGCGCACCGUUAUACAAAGGCAAGAAAGCUUUAAGGAAAAAGGAAAUAACGUCUCCAAAUAUUGUAUUCAAACUAGAGGAAGUGUAACUGUGUUCAUUAUUUGACAGUACUUUAUAAUCUGUGUUGAAUAAAUAGAAACGACAUCUUU
Messenger RNA from Phyllopteryx taeniolatus (common seadragon), 7008 nucleotides. It is a transcript of the gene pappa2, whose product is annotated as pappalysin 2. Lineage: Eukaryota; Metazoa; Chordata; Actinopteri; Syngnathiformes; Syngnathidae. The record is from RefSeq and is a predicted model, not a curated record. Bases 1690 to 6177 code for a protein of 1495 amino acids. The transcript has 27 exons. Gene Ontology annotation, molecular function: metallopeptidase activity.